Molecule: messenger RNA, 2560 nt
Organism: Tachysurus vachellii
Lineage: Eukaryota; Metazoa; Chordata; Actinopteri; Siluriformes; Bagridae
Product: carbohydrate sulfotransferase 15-like
Exons: 10
Coding region: 756-2321 (521 amino acids)
Biological process (GO): hexose biosynthetic process
Molecular function (GO): N-acetylgalactosamine 4-sulfate 6-O-sulfotransferase activity
Source: RefSeq, a predicted model, not a curated record
CGUUUCAAAAGAAUCGUUUUGUGAAUCGUCCAAGUGAAUCGACUCAGUCAGGCGAGCGAGUCGUUUAUCGCGUGAGGGCUGUGUUUAAGAAGCCGCGCACGCGACCGUGCUGAUGGAGAGGAGCGCGUGCCCACCGUAAGCCUCACUCUUUAUAGCCUAUAAGGAGGAUUUAUUACAAGGGAACAGAUAUAACAGGAUAUUUAACUUCACCGGUUCACUGGAACCGGAGUGUGGAUGUUGGGUUUUCACCGAUAUGAGAGACAACUGAGUCACAAAGACUGGGAACACUGGGAACACUGGGAACACUGGGAGCACUGGGAACACUGGGAACACUGGGAGCACUGGGAACACUCACCUGGUCAAUGGAAGUUGUUUUCUUUUACCGGCUUCGGUUUGGACAUUGACACACUUUCUGCUAACCACGAAAUAGAACUCUCUGGAGCUCCUGUUCUGCUGCAGUGUUGAUGUCCAGCUCGUUCUCAUCACGUGACGCUCUCGUGUUCUUUCCAUCUGUAAUGAGGAGAAUGUUUCUUCCUUACUUGGUGGAAGAGCUCAUACUUUCCAUCACUGGACUCUGCUGGGUGUUUCAUCCUUCAAUGCUGUCCUGCUCUUCCUGAGAUGAUGUGUAAGAGCCGGUGCUCGGAGCGUCACUCAUCUUUUCUCAUGGAUACAACAGCAGGGUCACAUCGCCUCCUCUUCCUCCUUCUCCUCCUCUUCCUCUUUCACCUGCGCGUGUGAGCCAGAGCGCAGCAGUCAUGGCUCACACACACCAGAGCUACAGUCUCCUCAGCACGGUGGCUGAGGAAUAUCGCAAGAGGAUGCAGCAGGACUCCAGCAGAGGUGUGUUGUCUUUCCUGGAGGUCCACAGAGAAACGCUGCACACACUCCCCCUGAUCUCCUGCUUUAGACGCCCCAGAAUCUACAGCUUCAUCUUCGGCCUGGCCGUCCUCUUCCUCAUCAUGGCCUCGUAUGUUCUGAGCAGCGAGAAGAAAGCAUUUCUCAUCCCCUCGUCUCCGUAUCGCUCGGUUAAACACGGAACUCUGCUCUUUAACUUGUCCUCCGCUCAAGACUCCGCCCACAUCGUUCAGGUGCUGCGCCGGAUCCUGUCUCACCUGGAGUUUAAUCCCAGGAAGUUACCGGAUCUGGGAAAGCUGAUCCGUAGUGAGACACAUAUGUUCUCUGUGAUUCCCCGCCACUUCCUGCCAGAUGUGAAGAAUCCGUGUUGGUACGAGCAGCUGUCAGGGAACGCGAGCGUGAAUCCGUACCAGAGGAACCUGUACUCUCUGUACUCGCGCCAGUCUCGCGUCGCCUUCCACAUCCUGAAGAAAAGCUUCCAGAAACAUCUGUUACGGCGGGACGGGAAGCUGUACCGGAUACGCUGCCUGCCCUACUUCUACAUCAUCGGGCAGCCGAAGUGUGGCACCACGGACCUGUACGAGCGGCUCCGGCUGCACCCAGGCGUCCGGGUCAGUGCUCUUAAAGAGCCGCACUGGUGGACGCGCAAGAGAUUCGGUAUCAUUCGCCCCAGUGAUGGACUCCACGCUCGCUAUCCCGUGGAGGAUUAUCUGGACCUGUUUGAUCUUCCUGCACAUUAUGUUCAGUAUCAGAUGUUGAGUAACAGGACUACAGGAGCUCAACGCACUGAUCUCAUCAUCGGUGAGGCCAGUGCGUCCACCAUGUGGGACAACAACGCAUGGUCAUAUCUCUAUGGCAACACCUCAGAGGCGGAGCCACCCUUCCUCAUCCAGGACUUUAUCCACGCCCUUCAGCCUGAGGCGCGCUUCAUCGCCAUCCUGAGGGACCCUGUCGAAAGGUUAUACUCAGACUAUCUAUACUUCGGCAUGGCCAAUAAAUCAGUGGAGGAUUUCCAGGAGAAGGUUUGGGAGUCACUGCAGCUGUUUGACGCGUGUCUACAGGAGUUCAGUCUCAGAGCGUGUGUUUACAACAGCACACUGAACAACGCCAUGCCUGUGCGUUUGCAUGUAGGUGUGUAUGUGGUGUACGUGCUGGACUGGUUGUCAGUGUUUAGUGGUGAUCAGCUGUUGGUGUUGAGGCUGGAGGAUCACGCAGCAGACAAGAAAACGUCCAUGAACAGAGUCUUCCGCUUCCUACAACUGGGCCAUCUCUCUGAGCAGAAGGUGGUGGAGAUUACAGAGCGUCCAGCGUCUAACACUCGCAGGUUGGCUGAUAAGAACUUGGGCCCAAUGCUGCCUCUCACACGCCGAGUCCUCACCGACUUCUACUCUCCCUUCAACAGGAAACUGGCUACAGUGCUGCAGGACAACUCCUUCCUGUGGGACCACCACUCCACACACACCUAACACACACACACACAAACUGCUGCACUAUCACUUCCUGAGAGACUGUGACCCUGCCGGGAAACUCGCCAUGUAAAUAAAAUUAUUUUCUUAAAUUAUGAGCUGGAUUUCGAUUAAACAUCAAGCACAUGGGUUUUAUAUCAUUUAUUUAAAAUAUAGAGAUGUUUUUUAUAUUGUUUUCUCAAACAGAAAUAAAUAAUAUCUGUAAAUAAAAUACACUAAAAAGGUUUAAAGAUUAAAAA